Messenger RNA from Setaria italica (foxtail millet), 1272 nucleotides. RefSeq names its product putative zinc finger protein CONSTANS-LIKE 11. The coding region runs from base 1 to 1272 and encodes 423 amino acids. Gene Ontology annotation, molecular function: protein binding; zinc ion binding. NCBI's taxonomy places the organism in Eukaryota, Viridiplantae, Streptophyta, Magnoliopsida, Poales, Poaceae. The record is from RefSeq and is a predicted model, not a curated record. The transcript is spliced from 4 exons.
AUGGACGGCGCCGGCGCCGACGACGACGAGGCCCCCUGCGCCUACUGCUCCGUGCAGCGCGCGCUCCUCCACUGCGCCCAGCACCGCGCGCGCCUCUGCCUGCCCUGCGACCUCCGCGUGCACGCCGCCGCCGCGCCGGCCCACGAGCGCGCCCCGCUCUGCGACGCCUGCCACGCCGCGCCCGCCGCCGCGCUCUGCGGCGACCACCAGGCCUCGCUCUGCGCGCCGUGCGCGCGCGCCGCCGGGUGCGACGCAGGGCGCCACGCCACGCGCCCGGCGCGCGCGUACACCGGGGUCCCGGCCGUCGAGGAGCUCGCGCGCAUCCUAUCCGGUGACACCACCCCUCCGCCGCCGCCGUCGGCGGCGGCGCUCCCAGAGCCAGCGGACACUUCUUGGAUCCCCGACCUAAUCAACAUCGAACUGCUGCCGGACUUGACGAGCACGAGCUCUUGGCGCGAUGGCAGUCUCAUCGAAACCGGAGGCAGCUUUGAAGGUCAGAUCGCCGGAUCAUCAGCAGCCGCCUUGCCGCCGACCGGUGAUGGCGACGAGCUCUUCAUGCAACAAGACUGGCCCAACCUCAGCGAUGCAGGGCUGGACGAUUUCAACUUCUUCAUCGCACAAGAUUCCAACUUGACCAACUCCUUCAAUUCGAUGGGUCACAGAGAAGGCGCUCUCGAGCUACAGGCAUCGCCACCGUUGGGUUAUGAUCACCCGUUAAUCGCAUCAUGUUCAGAACCGAUUAUUGCGUCGACUGAUGCUGUUCUGGAAUCCUUGGCCAGUAACAAUGCAGCUUAUCAUCAACAGCAGUUCAGUUCAGUGCUCACUGCAAGCUCGAGCAACAACAAUGUGGGCUUCUCCUCCGAGCUUCAUCCUCGUGGCAACAUGUUCUACGCCAGCCGCGGCGGCAUGCCCAUGUUGCCACGGCGGGACGAGCUCCCAAGUAGACACUUGGGCUUGGAGGUGAAGCCCUACCAAGAUCAGGAUGCGGUGGCUCUUCAGGCGUCAUCGAUAAUGGCGGAGCAACCAUCGAGCCAAGGCAUGGAAGCGAGGACGAAGCAGCAAGAGAAGAGGCAGGAGGCUAAGCAGAGAUACAAGGACAAGAAGAAGAACAGGAGGUUUGGCAAGCAGAUCAUGUACGUGUCCCGGAAGGUACGAGCAGAUACACGAAACCGAGUGAAAGGCAGGUUUGCAAAGGCGUCCAGCAGCAGUUGGCAUGCUAGCGGCGAUCAACAGUCUACACAGCAUGGCGAUGAUCAGCCUACAAAUUCCUAG